Neltuma alba is the source of this 2456-nucleotide messenger RNA. RefSeq names its product beta-1,2-xylosyltransferase XYXT1-like. The record is from RefSeq and is a predicted model, not a curated record. Gene Ontology annotation, molecular function: glycosyltransferase activity. Lineage: Eukaryota; Viridiplantae; Streptophyta; Magnoliopsida; Fabales; Fabaceae. The transcript is spliced from 3 exons. The coding region runs from base 748 to 2292 and encodes 514 amino acids.
GACGCUGCAUGCCAAACUGCGAGCCAAAUCGAUGCUGUACCAAACUGGUUGUUGCAAAGGCAGUAUUCAAUCACGUAAUUUCUUUAAUGAAUGCCACCUCACUCUCUUCACUGGUGUUUAAUACCCUAUUUUGCCUGGGGAUUUUCUCUCUUUACUGCUGCUCUGAGACCAUCUCAGGAGAGGAGCCGCAUUGAACUUGAAGCCGAGAAAACUGUAGUGCACGCUCCAAAGGCGCGUAAUCAAGCAUAGUGGAGCUGAUGUUCAAAGGGAGGCGCCACCUAGUUCCCAGAAUGAAGCCCAAACGCUGUGCUAUUGCGGAAUUUCCUCUCUCUCCUUCUCUCCCGGGGUCACAGGGGACAUCGUCUUUUCAUGCGAGGAACGCUGUCGACUGUAUAAUGUAUUCAUCCCCCACAACGUUGAAAAACAGAGCCCUCCGUUUCCAUAUAAAACCCUUCUCGUCCUAACCUCUUUCAGACGCCUCCUUCCUCUAUUCCUUCCUUCUAUCGCCAACCAUCCCUUCAAAGCUCAAAAGCUCCCCACCUUCCUCAGCCCUUUAUCGUCAAUCAUCUUUACUUCUCGUUUAAUUUACUGUUUCAUACAUUCUCCGUAUUCCCUCAAAAGAAGGGCCUCCUUGACCCAAAAUCCAAUUCCCGCAUUAACUUUUUUUUAAGCAGGCUCUCUUGGUUUUCGCGUAUUUGAUUGUCUCUCUCUCUCUCUCUGAGAUUGCGUCGCGACUUUACCUGCAACAUGGUCCAGUAUCACCGCUACCUUGCGCCGAAGAAGGGUGGUGAUUUCCCAAAAGAUGGCAUCUUUGAGUCCCACGGUCUUAACUUGGAUUUCUCCACCUCUUCUUACUGCAAGAGAAUCAGGCCCAACUCCUUCCCUUUCUUGUUUCUCGCUCUUCUCUGUUGCUGCUUUGUGCUGGCUCCUCUUUUCUUUGGCUCUUGUUUCACUUUCUCUCUCCUCUAUUCCCCUGAAGCUGAAAAUGAUAGCUCCUCCAUGCGGUUGUCUGCAAAUGCUUCUUCGUGCUCUUCAGUUUCAAAUGGAGGAAUCAUAUAUUGUGAUAGAAGCGGUUAUCGUUCUGAUAUCUGUAUAAUGAGAGGAGAUAUAAGAACACACUCUGCUUCCUCGUCGGUAUUCCUUUUCAACUCAAGAAGGGAGAAUUUUGAAGGCAGCAAAGAUGAAGCUCAGGAAUCCCAACACGAAAGGAUCAAGCCGUACACUCGAAAAUGGGAAACGAGCAUCAUGAAUCUCAUCGAUGAAUUGCGCCUAACAUCGAGGACAGAAAAUUUGGGAACGGAUCAUGGUUGUGAUGUUCAGCAUGAUGUUCCAGCAGUGUUCUUCUCCAAUGGGGGAUAUACAGGCAACGUCUAUCACGAGUUCAACGAUGGAAUCAUACCUUUGUACAUUACUUCCCAGCAUUUGAACAAAAAGGUUGUGUUUGUGGUUCUUCAAUACCAUAAUUGGUGGAUGUUGAAGUACAAAGAUAUUCUUUCUCAAUUAUCAGAUUUCCCAGUCAUCGAUUUCAACAGGGACAACCGGACCCACUGCUUCCCAGAAGCCAUUGUUGGUCUAGGAAUCCAUGAUGAGUUGACUGUGAACCCUGUAUUGAUGGAAGGUAACAAGAGUAUUGUUGAUUUUAGAAACCUCCUGGAUCGCUCCUACUGGCCUCGAAUCAAAAGCUUGAUUCAAGAAGAGGAAAGGGAAGCUCAGGCCAAGGUUAGAGAAAGAGUGCAAGAAGAAAAUCAAUGGGAGAAACCCAAAUUGGUUGUUAUCUCAAGAACUGGGUCAAGAGCAAUAACUAACGAGAAUUUGAUGGUGAAAAUGGCAGAGGAAAUUGGGUUCCGAGUGAAAGUUCUAGGGCCUGAUAAAACAACCGAACUGGCAAAGAUUUACAAGGCAUUGAAUGAGAGUGAUGUGAUGAUUGGUGUUCAUGGGGCUGCUAUGACUCAUUUUCUGUUCUUGAGACCUGGUUCUGUGUUUAUUCAAGUGGUUCCUUUGGGUACCACAUGGGCAUCAGAAACUUAUUAUGGAGAGCCUGCUAGGAAAUUAGGAUUGAAGUACAUAGGCUAUGAAAUUCAUCCCAAAGAGAGCUCUUUGUAUCAGAGAUACCAGGAGAACGAUCCUGUUCUGACAAACCCAAGAAGCAUUACAAAGAAAGGGUGGGAAUACACAAAGAAGAUCUAUCUAGACCACCAAAAUGUCACAUUAGAUCUCACAAGAUUCCAGAAAAGGCUGCAUCGUGCGUAUGACUACACUGUGUCAAGAUUAAAUCUGCAUAGUCGACAUUAAAUUUCAUCCUUCGUGUUCAUUCUUUGAUCUUCACAAUUCACAUUUCAAAGUCUUGUAUUCUUGUGCAUAGGGAAACACAGAGUUUCCUUCUGUUGUAAAUGUGCGUACAGUGGAAAUCCAAACAUUUAAUAAUAAAUAAAAUAACAAUAUGAUCUGGAACAGCA